Humulus lupulus (European hop) is the source of this 1860-nucleotide messenger RNA. RefSeq names its product protein KOKOPELLI. The transcript has 3 exons. Bases 1 to 1788 code for a protein of 595 amino acids. The record is from RefSeq and is a predicted model, not a curated record. Lineage: Eukaryota; Viridiplantae; Streptophyta; Magnoliopsida; Rosales; Cannabaceae.
AUGGAACUUGAUGAAGCACUAUCUGAUCUCCUUGCCUUGAGAAAUUUAUAUGGGCUUCUUCAAAGUAUUAUUGGAUACAAUAAUGUUCCAAAUAUAAGCACAGGAAAUGCCUGCAAGUUGUUGGAUAAAAAAGCAAUUCAAUUAUUGAAGAAUCUUCUUGAUGAUGGCAAGGAAAGGCUUUUCAACAGUACACAGUCAGAGGUAAAUUUACUUUCAAUGAGUCAUGAUCAAUCAGGUAUAUUUAAGAGUCCGCAAGCCACAAAGUUAAACUCUCCUCAUGAAGUAGUUGUUUCCAGACUAAGCGUCACAUCAAACAAAGCUGAAAGCAAAGAGGACAGAAUUAGCCAUAUUAAUAAUGGUGAUGAACAGAAAAUCGAGAAGGCCCUAGAUCAUUCCGACACGAAAGGUGGCGAAAUAAUAAUAAGGAAAAGGAUUGAUUUCGAUAUAUCAAAUCCAAGUCCAAGCAAUAUUGUCACGAGUUCAGUUGGUUGUUCCACUUCAUUUGUAUCAGUUUCUACUGGGAAAAAGUCUGAUGAUGUUAGAGAGAUUAAUGACUUCUCUAAGGAAGUAGCAAAAGCAAUUAAACAAUUAGAUUCCCACAUUUUGGCUUUGCAACUUUUGAAGACUAGUACUCCUGUUAGAAACAAUGACAACACUUUGUUUAUGGCAUUAUUGGAGAGCAAGAUGAGUCGUGGUAUUGGCAAGUCAAGUUGGGGUGGAAAUGAAUCAUCGGGUCAGCUUGCGAGUCAGGCUUAUGAGAGUAGAUUUUCUGGUCAGAAUGUGAAGACAAUGGUGGACAAAAUCGAAUCGAUGAGCCAACCUGCUAGUGGUGCCAGUCAACGGACUAGCUAUGUUCAAGGCUUAAGGGUGCCACUCGAUCAGAAUGAUGAUCCCACAGUCAGGAAAGAAACAACUAGAGAAGAAAGGAGAUCAAUGGUACCACCCCUCAUGUCAUCUAAUGAUCAUCAUCAUCAACAGUUGAGUCGCAAGUUGAAUCAUGAGUCAAACAUGAGGAAGAAGAUAAAGCCAUUAACACAUCAGAUAAUCAUGAGGCCAACUCUACUGGACCAGACAGAUGAAGGUAAUCAGAGAAGAAAGAAAGCCCAACAAAAGAUAAUUAUGUCUUCCGGAGAGACCAGCUCAUCAAGUUCAUAUCCUUCAUCCUCACAAGGCCAAGAAAGUGAAAGUGGAUCGUAUUUGACUCCAAGCUCUGCAGAGGAUGACAAAAGCAUGCGACAAAGUAGCUCCAGUUCCGAAAGAACUGGACUAAGUCGGAGUAAAACAAAUGUACCAAACCAAAGGCCAGACUCGGAAAAAGGCAUCGGACGAUUGAGGAGGAUGAAAAACAAGUUAGGGUUCAUCUUCCAUCACCAGCAUCAUCAUCAUCAUCACCACCACCACCACCAUCACCAUAGCAACUGGAAGCUAUUGAAAAAUAUGUUCCACUCCAAGAAGAAAGAUGCAAAUAUUAGACAUGGAGGACUGGAAGCUACAAGGAAUAAUCAGAUGAAAAAAUCAGUGGUGAAAAGUAAUAAGAAGCAUGGCAGCCAGGACAAUGUAGGGAAAUUUCAUACUCUUGUGGAGGGGCUAGUACGGCAUGUGGGUGGCCACCAUUCAAAGAAAAAGCCCAAGAUGAAAAUUGAGGGUAAUAAGAAGUUGGUGAAGAGGAUCCAUUGGUGGCAACAGCUUCGUCGCCGUAAGGGAAUGAAGCUACCUAAUAGACGAGGCCGUGUUAAGGUAGGCUUUAACCGUAAAACACCAAAGCUAAAGCUAAAGAUGGGAUUGUAAAACAAGAGCUUAUUUAUGACUAAGAGCCAUUCUUCUAUCUAAAAGAUUAUUUAUUGAUGAAUAGUUUUUGAG